Messenger RNA from Poecile atricapillus (Black-capped chickadee), 1377 nucleotides. RefSeq names its product translocator protein-like. The transcript is spliced from 4 exons. Gene Ontology annotation, cellular component: endoplasmic reticulum; membrane. Gene Ontology annotation, molecular function: cholesterol binding. NCBI's taxonomy places the organism in Eukaryota, Metazoa, Chordata, Aves, Passeriformes, Paridae. The record is from RefSeq and is a predicted model, not a curated record. Bases 103 to 606 code for a protein of 167 amino acids.
GUAAACAAAGACUGCAGCACCAGCCAACGCAGAGACUCUCCAGUGCAUCCUUGCAUUUUACUUAUUCUCUUGCUAAAGACCUACAUCAGGUUCACUGUCUCAAUGGAAGUGGUACCAGCCUGGGCCCCAGCAGUAGGUUUCAUGCUCCUGCCACAUGCAGGAGGAUUUUUAGGAAGCCGUAUAACCAAAAGAGAAAUCCCAACAUGGUAUGAAACUCUGCAGAAGCCAUCCUGGUGUCCACCUAACUGGGUGUUUGCUCCUGUUUGGGGAACUCUCUAUACAUCUAUGGGAUACGGCUCCUACCUGGUGUGGAAGGAACUGGGGGGCUUCAGUGAAAAGUCAGUGGUUCCUCUGGGUCUGUAUGCAGGGAACCUGGCAUUAAACUGGGCAUGGACUCCAAUAUUUUUUGGAGCUCACAAAAUGGGAUGGGGGUUGGUGACUCUCCUGCUUACAACUGGUACAGCAACAGCUACCACUGCUUCCUGGUAUAACAUCAACAAAACAGCAGCUUAUUUGAUGGUUCCUUAUUUAGCUUGGCUAAGCUUGGCUUCUGCACUCAAUUAUCAGAUCUGGAAAGAAAAUCACAGCAAGAAAAAACCUGAAUAAGCAGUUUUCAGCCAAAACCAUUUUUUUUCCCCCAAUUAUUUUUUAUAUAAAGUUAUGGCCUUAUUUUAUUUUUAGCUGAACUACUUCUACCAUUACUUUGGUAACUACAAGUUGACAAAACAAAUACAACUUUAUUAGGCAAGCCACAAUGGGGUGUAUGUCUGACUGGGUUUUAUAGCAAACUAAAAGAAAGUCUUGAUUGAAAAGUAGUAAGUGCCAUAUUCUUGUAUUGUAUGUUACAUAACAAGAGCAUUUUAACCAUUACCAGAAGAAAGCAGGAACUCAAACUUCCUUAUGUUCAGAGGAAGAAAUCCAGCCACACACUAACACAGUUUCCAGAAAGGUGUUCCUAGUGACAGGCAUGAUUGUGGCCUGAAUCUUUCAUAUAUUUACCACUAGGCACAGUGCUUUUGUGCUAUGAUGUGUCCCACUACAGUCACCAGAUAUUUGUCUUCUGGCCAUUGUUUUCCAGAAAUGUUUAAGACAAGCUCUUUUUAACAAUUUAUGCCUUCCUGCCGCGGCAACGGAAAGCCCGGAGCACCGCGACUUCUCUAGAGAAAGAGCCCUGAGAAGGGCUGGGCCAAAGCGUGUGAGCAGCUUCGAGCAGGCGAGUGAUUUCAACUCGGCUCAGCGGCGGCGGGCAGGCAACACAGGAAGCAGGGAUGAGAAAGCUGGUCCAGCGUUCCGCUAAAGCAUAAACCUUUAUUUAGGCAGAGCUUCGGCGAAGGGUGCCGGCAACAGCGAAUCUCUCGAACAGGAGAAAAGCCGGGG